UUAUUAAUGAAUAACAGUGGGAAAUAGGGGGUAAACAUGUCCCUUUGGGUAUAUAAAGUGGGACAGCAGACGCUCAUCAGUACAGAAGACCAGAGAGGCACCAUGUACACCUUCUUCAUUCUUCUGCUCACCAUCUGGCAGACUCAGGCUGUCACUUUGACGCAGAGUUUGAUCUCUGAAUCUGGAUCUGGAUUCCUGGAUGAGAAUGGAGUCUGUUACUGCACCGUCAAUCUCCCAAAUACCACCUUCCCGGCUGACCGCUUUGAGAAGCUGGAGAUAGCAAACCGCAACCUGACAAUCACUGUGGAGAAGGAAAUUACUAAGAUCUACAUCUAUCAGAGUACAUUGAUCGUGUACAUAGAGCAACUGAAGAACCUGACCAAACGUGUGGAGAUCAUGGAGAACGGAGGUUACUCCUACACUGAACUGGACUUUGAACUCAUCAAGUUGGAGAUCAAAGAGUUGGAGAUUCUCAUAGUACAGCUGAAAGAGUCAUUUAAUGGCUCCAAUGUCAUCAUAGAGAUUCUCUACCAGGAGAUCCAUAACAUUUCCAUUAUAGUGAACCAGUUGGAAAUCUAUGAUAAGAACAAUGUGCUGGUGAUCAGACGGGAGCUUGAGGCUCUGAAGAAACGCCUGGAGGAUUGUGAGAAAAACAAUACAAAACCAAGCUAUCCUUCCCUUCCUUCACCUGAUAUUGGUACUUGUGUUGAUGGACAAAUGAUCAACAACAUCGGUGAACCAUUUGUAGUUCAACGAAACACGCUUGGAGCCAAUUAUUUGUACGGAGGAUGGGGGAGAGAUUCCCUACCAGGCGCUGAUCAGAAUCUCCAGUGGGUGUCUCCUCUAAAUACUGAUGCAAGGAUUAUGAAUAAUCUGUACUACUACCCUUCAUAUAAUGAUCUCAUGCUUUACACAGGUUCUAAAAGAAGGGCCUUUUCAUCAUCUGAAUAUGGUCAAGGUGGUGGAAUGAUCCUGUACAAUAACUCGUUGUACUAUAACUGCUACAACACUUGGAACAUCUGUAAAUAUGAUUUGACAAAGAAUGUGAUCACCCGAGCGGCUCUCCCUGGUGCCACAUACACAAAUCGGUUCUCCUACUCAUACGCUGAUUGGCAGGAAAUUGACUUCUCAGCUGAUGAAGAGGGGCUUUGGGUCAUUUAUUCAACAGAGCAGAAUGUUGGAAAUAUUGUUAUUAGUAAACUUAAUGAUACUAGUCUUGCAGUCCUGCAGACCUGGCACACCUCCCAUUACAAACCUGUAGUCAGCAAUGCUUUCAUGGUGUGCGGGGUCUUGUAUGCUACGCGAGCCCUCAGCACUACCAAAGAGGAGAUCUUCUACAUGUAUGAUACCAAAACUAACGAGGAAGGGAAGUUGAGUGUCCCAUUCAUUAAGCGAAAGGAGAAAGUACAAAGUCUGUCCUACAAUCCUAAUGAUCACAGGCUCUACAUGUAUAAUGAUGGCUUCCUGGUCCAUUAUGACAUCACUUUCACUUCACUAUCUAAAACAAAAUCUAAAAUUAUACAUUCCAAAAUAAACCCUAUCCAAAUCAAAUAGAUAAACCAAAAUAAAAUGAAUACAAGCUAUUUCAUGUUUUAUGUCAGAUGUUGUAAGACAUCCAUUUUCUUCAAUUAUGAUCACCCCAGACCAAUCAUAAGAAAAAGGUAUCAAUGUGUGAAGAUUUCCAGAUUCUGACACUCCCCUAGAAAAUCAAAAUACAUCAGUUAUUAUUAAAGUGGAUGUAACCCCACUAUCAUCCUUUCUAAACUACUGCCAUAGUGCUGAUUUAUAAGGAUAUACAUGCUGCCUGCAUCUAUCCUUACCUGCCAAAUGUCUGUUAUGAGAACUGAAAAACUGCAGAUUCUGUGGGUGGAUCUGUUGUCCGGAGCUCGGUGGGUGGAGUUGUGAUGUCAG
This is a messenger RNA of Rana temporaria (common frog), 1911 nucleotides long. Its product is annotated as olfactomedin-4-like. Gene Ontology annotation, biological process: signal transduction. Lineage: Eukaryota; Metazoa; Chordata; Amphibia; Anura; Ranidae. The transcript has 5 exons. Bases 37 to 1554 code for a protein of 505 amino acids. The record is from RefSeq and is a predicted model, not a curated record.